Cricetulus griseus (Chinese hamster) is the source of this 3948-nucleotide messenger RNA. The record is from RefSeq and is a predicted model, not a curated record. NCBI's taxonomy places the organism in Eukaryota, Metazoa, Chordata, Mammalia, Rodentia, Cricetidae.
CCUCUCAGUGCUAUUGUCCCCGGGCCUGGCCCUGAGCGGAGCUGCGGGCGAGGGCCGAGCUCGCCGGCUCCGCGGAAGAUGCCGGACCAAGCCCUUCAACAGAUGCUGGACAGAAGUUGCUGGGUGUGUUUUGCCACCGAUGAAGAUGAUAGAACAGCUGAGUGGGUGAGACCAUGCAGAUGCAGAGGAUCUACUAAGUGGGUUCAUCAGGCUUGUCUACAACGCUGGGUGGAUGAAAAGCAGAGAGGAAACAGCACAGCCAGAGUGGCAUGUCCUCAGUGCAAUGCUGAAUACCUAAUAGUUUUUCCAAAGUUGGGUCCAGUCGUUUAUGUCUUGGAUCUUGCAGAUAGACUGAUCUCAAAAGCUUGCCCUUUUGCUGCAGCAGGAAUAAUGGUUGGAUCUAUCUAUUGGACAGCUGUGACUUAUGGAGCAGUGACAGUGAUGCAGGUUCACCAUUCUACUCUAUUCAGUGAUAAUACUUUUGAUGUGAAGGUGGUAGGCCAUAAAGAAGGGCUGGAUGUUAUGGAGCGAGCUGACCCUUUAUUCCUUUUGAUUGGACUUCCUACUAUUCCUGUCAUGCUGAUACUGGGCAAAAUGAUUCGCUGGGAGGACUAUGUGCUCAGACUAUGGCGUAAAUACUCAAAUAAACUACAAAUUUUGAACAGUAUAUUUCCAGGGAUUGGUUGUCCUGUUCCUCGAAUUCCAGCUGAAGCUAAUCCUUUAGCUGAUCAUGUCUCAGCUACCAGAAUUUUGUGUGGAGCCCUUGUCUUUCCUACUAUUGCGACAAUAGUUGGUAAACUGAUGUUCAGUAGUGUUAACUCAAAUUUACAAAGGACAAUCUUGGGUGGAAUUGCUUUUGUUGCCAUAAAAGGAGCAUUUAAGGUUUACUUCAAACAGCAGCAAUAUUUACGUCAGGCACACCGCAAAAUCCUAAAUUAUCCAGAGCAAGAAGAAGCAUAAAACUGACUUCUGGUUGUUCUGAGGCCUCUCAUCCUGACAAGUCUGUUGUGUUGUUGUGACUCCAUCAUUAAUGCACUAGUGGAGACUUGUGAUAAGCUACUGCUCCUAUCUUUUAAAGAAAUGUAAUAAAGCACGCAGGGCAGGGGAUCCUCUCAGUAAUCACAGAACUAAGGAUACGAUUCAACCUGGUUAUUUGUAUGCACUGCUUUGACAGCCGUUGGCUAAACCAUUAUCUUAGCAUGGUAAACCUGGGUUUGUUCAUAUUUUUCCAGACAAAAAUGUAAAGCUAAAACUGUACAAAUAUUAAAAUGGACAUGCUGUUUUAUUCUGAUGCCUCUUUUGUAUAUACUCAUGUUCAGUGUUUUCUUAGGAAUACCAACUCAAAUGAAGGUACUGUGAGGACUUUUCUCACUGGCAUAAUUUGAUUACUUGCUAAACAGGAGCCUGUGUUAAUAUGAGGAAAUGUAAAUUAUAAAUUAGUUCUGAAUAAAUAACAAACCAAAAAAAUGUAUGUAAGCAUUGAAAUGGUUAUCUGAACAACAGGGAUGCUGUUGCCUUUUCCUUAACCCAUGUGACAUCUCAGAUGUGUAGGGUCAGUUUCCAGGGCUUCCAGAUCACUUUUUCACUAUUAAACUUUAUUUAUGCAAUGUUGACAUCUCAUAGUUCAUAAUGUAAUUUUGACCCAUGUAGUUGUUGUUGUCGUGUGUGUCUGUGAGUGUCUGUAUAUGUAUCUGGGGGGGGGGUUAGAAAAGGUGGGAGGGAGGGAAGGAGAGGGUAGGAAUAGGAGAAAUGAGGUAUAAGGACCUUUUAUCACUUAAUGUUUUUAAAGUUGUAUUUUUAGAACUUGGAGCUGCCAGUUAGUAAUUUAAGCAGAGAACAACUUGAGAAAAAAAAAAAGAUAACAAAUUUACUGUUUUUUUCAUUGGUUUAGUUAUUCAGGUAUUUGUUAAUCACUUCCCAUUUAUUCAGCCACUUCAGGGUGCUGUGAGAUACAGUGGUGAACAAGACAAAUUUGGUCCCAACUCUGAGUUUGCAAUCUCAUAGACAGAACAAGCAGUAGGUGAACCUAAGUGAGGUCUUGAGCGUGUUGUCUCAGUCAUUGAGAUAAUGAUGAAAACAAAUCUAAUGAAUGUCGAAGUUUUUGGUUUUGGCUACAUCCAUUUAUAGGAUAGCCAAUACUGAUGUUUUUAUGGUGUUUUGUUUUUGAGUCAGGGUCUCUUACAUAGGCUAGCCUCAAACUUCCUGUGUAUCUGAAGAUGACCUUGAACUCCUGAUCCUCCCAAUCACAGGCGAGCACCAUCGCACCUGCUGUUUUUAUGCAAUGCUUAUGAUUGAAUCCAGGGCCUUCUGCAUGCUAGGUAAACACUACCAAUUGAGCUAAGGCACCAGCCCUCUUUAGAUUCUAAUUGUCAUAUUCAGGGGGCUAGCUCCUUAAUAGUCUUUAUUUAACUAGUUUUAUAUUCAUUGUUCAACAAUGAAUUUAGGUCAUGUUUAAUAGUGACUAUUUUAAUGUUCAGCAAUCUGAAUGUUCUUUUAAUUUUCAUUGAUUAAAAUGAAAAAUGAGUUAAAAAUACAGUUCACAGUAUCUGAUGCAUGAUAAUAAAUGGUCCCUCUUACUGAGAAGUGGAUACUUUUGGAGUGUAACAAAUAUAGAUUGAGCUAUGUUAGAUUGUAAAUAAAACAUAAUUUUAGUAAAGACUGAUAUCUUUCUGUAGGUUGGAUAUCUGAGUUUUAUGGUGUCAAUGUGAAUGACUAUGAACAUCCAGAGUUGUAAUUAUCUAGGGUAUAAGGGACAAUUUGACUGAGUUAACCCUAACACUGCUGUUGUUCUGAAGAGAAAUUAUGAGCUCUGAUUAUACAUAAAAAUAACUUAGAUGUCUAGCUGUAAUUAUGAAAUAUACUGGCUUCUAUAAUUCCCAGUGUGAAAAGAUAUAUUAGAAAUUUCCUUGAUAAAUUUGUUAAAUUGAGCAGCAUUUUCACAGUUAUGCAAGCACUCAGUUCCCUAUGUACUACAUUAAUGUCCAAGAUGGGGUUGAUUGGCAUCAAGGCCCAUGAAAGCCAAUAAAGCACCUUUAACCCCUUGGGGGCAGGAAGUAGAGGUUUGGAGAGCUAUGGGGAAGGAACCACAAGUGCCUGUGAGCCAGAGCAGAUGCUAGCCUUGUAACUGAAUAGUUUCAAAUUUAAAGAGCCUUAUUCCAAGAAAAUAAGUACCCCAUGCCAGUCCUCCCUGGACAGUGGCCACCCAACCACAAAGCAACAAAGAGCAUGGGCAGACAGCUGUUUGUUGGUUUUUUGUUUUUGUUUUUUGAGACAGGGUUUCUCUGUAUAGUUCUGGCUGUCCUGGAACUCACUCUGUAGACCAAGGCUGGCCUUGAACUCACAGAGAUCUGCCUGCCUCUGCCUCCCAAGUGCUGGGAUUAAAGGCAUGGGCCACCACUGCCCAGCUGACAGCUUUAAAAUACUAGUUCAAGUUUUAGUAACUGUACUGUAUAAACCACUGUUAUUUUCAUCUCUAAAAUGUAAUUCACACUUAGACAAUUUCUAGAAUUAGCUGUGAAAGGACAGAGGUACUUUAGGCCUGAAUAGCUCCUAAAAAGUGUUGGUCUGCCCUCUAGGACAGGACAGGAAUAAAGAGAAGGGUAGUAGAGAAGAGAGACAGUAGAGACUUCGGGAAUAUGUGAGUAUACUGUUCUCCAGUUUAUUUUCAUAAUGUUGUUCUGUUAUUUCUAGAAAUGUCAAUGUUUUAAAACUCUUUUUUAUAAAAUUCAAUGAUUAGUACAAUUCUGUUGAAGCAGUUAACUCCAUCUAAGUGGCUGAAAAUAUUGUUCAUUACAUACUUACCAAAUGAUCGAAGAAUAUAUAAUUAAAUCUAGUGACUUCAUUAGUCACUGCCUUGCUAAUUCUGCUGUAAUUUUUUUUAAUAUCUUGUUUUUAAUAUAGAAAACUCAAUACUAGCUGGAUUAGGUUGAAUAAAGAAUUUUUAUGCUC